Molecule: messenger RNA, 912 nt
Organism: Wickerhamiella sorbophila
Lineage: Eukaryota; Fungi; Ascomycota; Dipodascomycetes; Dipodascales; Trichomonascaceae
Product: Malonyl CoA-acyl carrier protein transacylase, mitochondrial
Exons: 1
Coding region: 1-912 (303 amino acids)
Biological process (GO): fatty acid biosynthetic process
Cellular component (GO): mitochondrion
Molecular function (GO): [acyl-carrier-protein] S-malonyltransferase activity
Source: RefSeq, a predicted model, not a curated record
AUGAAACUGGCGUUGGUUUUACCAGGCCAAGGCUUCCAGCGACUUGGUUUGCUGGCACCAUUUGGAAAGUAUUCUCAAAUUAGCGAGGUGCUGACCCAGAUAGAUGAAACGCUUCCUGAUUUACGACUUUCACGGGCCCUCAUGCAUGCGGAUGCUGAUUUAGAUGUCCAGCCAACCUCGAUCGCUCAGCCGCUCAUUCUAGCGGCAUCCUACGCCAUGUACUCGACUCUGAAGCCGCAGCUUGAAGAGCAUGAUGUGGAAUAUGUGUUAGGACAUUCUUUGGGCGAGUUUACUGCCUAUGUUAUUGCUGGGGCCCUCGACUUCCCAACUGCACUAAAGCUUGUCCGAGCUCGUGGGUUGGCAAUGCAGCGGGCGACUCCGGAAAACAACACUGGAAUGCGGCUUGUUAUAAAGAAACGCGGAGUUGAGGGGUUUGAUGAGAAAUUGGCCUUGGCUGCUGAAAAGCAUAACGUCGAUAUCGCCAACUACAACUCGGCAGAUCGUACUGUGCUUGCCGGCGCACUAGCUGAUCUCGAUGCCACUGUGUCGGAAUUGGGUCGCAUCGCUUCUCAACCUCUCAAUGUAUCUGGGGCUUUUCAUUCGAGAUAUAUGAAACCAGCACAGGGCGAGCUAGCAGAGCUGGUUGCCAAAGCUCCCUUCACCCUCCCCACAUCACCCCACAUUAUUUCGAAUCUCACAGCGAAGCCUUAUGAAUCUGUCCAAGAGAUCCGCAAAGCGUGUGUGGAUGCUCUAGUCGAACCCGUACUCUGGAAGCAGUCUUUGCAAUACACGGCCCCGAGAGUCGACGGAAUUGUAUCUCUCGGUCCUGGUCGAAUUGGAAAAUUAACUAUGGGGGAAUAUAAACAGCCUACGUGGUACUAUGAGAACGGAGAGCCUUUCUCUGCCGUUUGA